AUGAGUGCAAGAAUAAGCCACCAACCCAUCUCGGACAAUAUGAGCAAGGAGAUCACCGUGCACACGUCUUCUCUCUUCGACUCGAAGCAGAAACGCUUCGUUUCGGACCUGUCCAUCUUGAUUGACGUCAGCACUGGUUUAAUAACAAGGGUGUAUAAGCGGGACGGACCAGUCGAUGAUGCAUCGCAACCGAACACAAUUGAUCUCCGGGGUCUGACUGUUCUUCCGGGCCUCGUCGACGCGCAUACUCAUAUAUUUCUACAUGCAUACUCCGAGGUCUCUUCCUUGAACCAGAUGCGCGAUGAGAGCUUCGUCGAAAGGGUAGUGAGAGCUACGAAUCAUGCUAAAGCCGCUUUGAUGGCCGGCUACACCACCUAUCGUGAUUUGGGUACGGAAGGUCUAAGAGAUGCCGACGUGAGCUUUAGGGAUACUAUUAACCGUGGCAUCAUACCCGGGCCUCGCAUGUUCGUGGCGACGGAAUGCAUUGCUUCUAGCGGGGGCUAUGAGAUACGGGUGGAGAAUGGUCUCCCUGGAGUUGGCCAAACAACGCCUCGAAUAUCAGACGCCGCGGAUGGCGUCGAUGGUGUUAGGGCGGCUGUUCGCCGGCGCUUGGGGGCUGGUGCCGAUAUAAUUAAGUUCUAUGCUGACUAUAGGAAGCGAGCACUAAGGUAUCCAAAGCCCAGCUGGGCAGGCGAGAAAGAUAUUGCCUUUCCUCCGUCUGACGACGCUAUCACCGGGCAAAGAAACCCGAAUAUUCUCCAAUUCACCCAAGAAGAGAUGAAUGCGAUGGUGAUAGAGGCAAAACGCUCAGGUGCUCCUAUUUGCGCUCAUGCACAGAGCCCCGAUGCCGUCGUAAUGGCGGCCAAGGCGGGUGUUACAUCUAUCGAGCACGGCUACAUGCCUAGCGAAGAGCCUCUAAAGGCAAUGAAGGAGAACAAUACUAUCUUCGUGCCAACGCUGGCAGUCUUUCAGGUUUCAUUAGGGGACGACAGUCCUGUAAUGAAAGCUAUUCUCAAGCACAUUAAAGCUGCCUUCGACUACGGAAUCAAGUUCGCUGCCGGCGGCGAUACGGGCGCCUUCGCGCACGGCGAGAACGUUUUUGAGCUGGAACUGAUGGCGAAGGCGGGUAUACCCGUCCUUGAUGUCUUACAAGCAGCGACAUUACACGGAUGGGAAGCAUGUGGUGGGGAUCUAUGUGGUAGAAGGUUUGGGCUGCUGGAUAAAGGAUUUGCGGCCGAUAUCAUUGCUGUUGAUGGCAACCCGACCGAGGACUUCAGUGCGCUGAGGAGGGUAAAGUUUGUUAUGAAAGAUGGGGUUGUAUAUAAGGAGGAGCAUAAAUAA
Daldinia vernicosa is the source of this 1341-nucleotide messenger RNA. RefSeq lists its product as uncharacterized. Lineage: Eukaryota; Fungi; Ascomycota; Sordariomycetes; Xylariales; Hypoxylaceae. The record is from RefSeq and is a predicted model, not a curated record. The coding region runs from base 1 to 1341 and encodes 446 amino acids. The transcript is spliced from 2 exons. Gene Ontology annotation, molecular function: hydrolase activity, acting on carbon-nitrogen (but not peptide) bonds.